Leptidea sinapis is the source of this 471-nucleotide messenger RNA. RefSeq names its product odorant receptor 63a-like. Gene Ontology annotation, molecular function: odorant binding; olfactory receptor activity. Lineage: Eukaryota; Metazoa; Arthropoda; Insecta; Lepidoptera; Pieridae. The record is from RefSeq and is a predicted model, not a curated record. The annotation marks the transcript as partial. Gene Ontology annotation, cellular component: plasma membrane. The transcript has 5 exons. Gene Ontology annotation, biological process: detection of chemical stimulus involved in sensory perception of smell; sensory perception of smell.
UAUGACACUUUGUGUAAGUGUGUGCGGGAACACCAGGACGUGCUGUGGACGGUGGCGCUGCUGCAGGACUGCUUCUCGGAGCCGACCUUCGCGCAGUUCACCAUCUCGCUCGUCAUCAUCUGCGUCACCGCCUUCCAGCUUGUAUUUAAUAGCACCGCAUCGGUCAGAGCGCUGUCUAUGUCGUGCUAUCUGCUCAAUAUGAUAGAACAAAUAUAUAUCUACUGCUACGAGGGCAAUGAGCUUUCUAUUGAAAGUGAGAAUAUAUCGAGAGCUGCGUACGAGUUCCCGUGGUACACGUGCAGUGUGGGCACACGUCGCUACGUGCUCAUCAUGAUGACGAGGUGUCGCCGCAUCGCCAAGCUCACCGCCGCUGGCUUUACCACUCUCUCACUCGCCUCAUUUAUGAGUAUUCUAAAGGCAUCAUAUACAUUCUUCACUGUGCUUCGUCAAAUCAACGACAAAAAAGAAUAA